Molecule: messenger RNA, 597 nt
Organism: Canariomyces notabilis
Lineage: Eukaryota; Fungi; Ascomycota; Sordariomycetes; Sordariales; Chaetomiaceae
Exons: 1
Coding region: 1-597 (198 amino acids)
Biological process (GO): NAD+ catabolic process; NADP+ catabolic process
Cellular component (GO): peroxisome; cytosol
Molecular function (GO): NADH pyrophosphatase activity
Source: RefSeq, a predicted model, not a curated record
AUGUCCUUCACAUUUCCACCCUUCCUACUCCCAUACAACACGUCCCCAGCAACCUACCUCACCUCCAACCCAGGGGCAACCAAACUCGUCGUCGGCGCGGUAAUCACCAACCACCACGACCGCGUCCUGCUCAUCCAGCGCGCCGCGCACGACGGGUUCCCGCUCAAGUGGGAAUGCCCCGGCGGCUGUGUCGAUGAUGCCGACGAGAGUGUUCUCCACGCCGUCUGCCGUGAGGUGCUGGAGGAGACUGGCUUGGUUGUGACACGCGUGUUGGGGGUUGUGGAUCAGACUGAGUUUGAGGGGAAGGAGGAGGGGUGGCGGUGGAGGAAGAUUACUUUUCUGGUUGAGGUUGAGGUUCAGAGUGGGGAUAAUUUGGAAGUUGAAGGGGGUUCGGGAUGUGGUGAAGGGGUGCUUGGGGUGCGGUUGGAUCCUGCGGAGCAUUGUGAUGCCGUCUGGGCGAGUGAGGAGGAGGUCAUGGCGGGUUCUUGUGGUGGGAGGGAGAUUGAGUUUGCGUAUGAGGAGCAGAGGAAGCUGGUGUUAAAGGUGUUAAGGGGCUGCCGGUCAGGUGUGGAAACGGUUGUGGGUUGGGUCGUUUGA